AGGUUUUCUCCAAAAUGUUUGCCAGUUAUCAAUGUAGCCCACAUUGUUUUCUGGACACCACCUAGACAGCCAGCGGUUGAAUGACAGCAUGCGGCUAAACAUGUCGUCACUGGUCUGAUCGGGGAGGGGGGUUACUCCUGGGUUUCAACAUGGGCCAGCAUGAAGAAGGUCGGGAAGCCACCUCCACAUAGACUCUCUUCUGCAGGCAGGGAUGUUUGUGUCAGGUGUUCUGAUUCCCAGAAUGAACUGGUUCUGAAUGGUGUCCUUUAGUUCCUGUGAUGAUCUGGUAUGUAGACAGAUCUCCGUGUUCAGAGGCCAUGCAUGUGUCUGUGGGCUUGUUGUCCUGCAGAGUUCUGGUUUAAACUUCGGUUCUUUUAGGGAAGUGUGGCCUGAGGACCACUUCCUUCCCCAAAAAUCUGCUCCAGUCAAAAACAGAAGUUCUGGAGAUUGAAUGGAAGGAAAAGCAUCUGAAACCCAGCAAACAGAGAAACGUUAUGAAAUAAUAAAGUGAUGAGUGGACAUGUUUACCCAGUGUGAUGGGAGGAGGAGGAGGAGGUGGAGGAGGAGGAGGAAGGGGAGGCUGGUGUUUCUAGAGAAGUUCAACUGAAAACUGUUGGUUCCUGCAGAGACAGAAACAAAGCGAGGAGCAGCUCUGAAGAUCAGCUCUGAUAGCGGACUGAAACAUCUCCACCAUGUUCAACAACUUCAGUGACAAGGACCUGGACACCUGCGCCCUCUGGAUCAAAGAGAGUCCUCCUGGCUCAGCCUCAGGUAUCUUCAGGUUCAGACGUUAUUGGUUUCCUGCCGUGAUGGUUGCCGGGGUCCUCGUCCUCCUCAUUCUCCUCAUAGUGCUGGUAGUCACCUACAAGAAGACAUCAAGCAGCCUGUGGUCUGCAGAGGAGGAGAUCUCCAGCCUGAACGGCAAGAUGGAGUCCCUGAAUGCAUCUCUGCAGCAGGCUCACGAGUCCGUUAAAGACGUUCAUCAGAUGCAGCAGUCCAUUCAGGACACCAAGGACCGCCUGUCCUCAGUGUCAGCAGCCCUGCAGCAGCUGUCGGUGCUCGACUCUCUCAGCAGGAAGGUCGACGGCCUCAAAUGUUCCCUCGAACGCAUCAUCAGAAACAGCUCAGCAGCAGGACCAUGUUGUCCUGUAGACUGGACUCAGUUCAACUCAGACUGUUACCUCUUCAGCCAUCAGACCCUGUCCUGGAACGAGGCCAAGAACUGGUGUGAGAGGAAGAAUGCUCACCUGGUGAUCCUGCACACCAAUGAGGAGUGGGACUUUGUGACCAGGAACUCAGUUCCUCACCUAUACUGGGUGGGUUUGACUGAUGGGAGAACUGGGAAGUGGGAGUGGGUGAACCAGACCCCUUACUCCAUGGAGCGCAGGCGGUGGAUGCCUGGGCAGCCUGAUGCCUGGACCGGUCACGGUCUCGGUCCUGAAGAUGAAGACUGUGCUCAUCUUCACAAGGAUGGACGACUCAACGACAUGCACUGCAGCAUCAGUACCCGCUUCAUCUGUCAGAAACGCAGUGUGCACACCUGAACCCACCUGAACCCGCCUGAACCCGCCUGAAUAAACCUGAAUCUGCCCGAACCCACCUGAAUCGUUUUGAACCCGCCUGAAUCCACCUGAACCCGCUCGAACCCACCUGAAUCCGCCUGAAUCAUCUUGAACCCGCCUGAAUCACCAGAGAGUGAACCUGCUGCGGACUGGAACCAGUUACAGACUCUCACAGGGACCAGUUGGUGUUAAAGAUGAGGCUUUGUUGAAUCUUGAAUCAAAUGAGAAGAUGUUUUAUGGUCUGCUGUGGCAUUAAAGUAACAUCUGGAAACUUCCUGCUUCA
Molecule: messenger RNA, 1845 nt
Organism: Girardinichthys multiradiatus
Lineage: Eukaryota; Metazoa; Chordata; Actinopteri; Cyprinodontiformes; Goodeidae
Product: C-type lectin domain family 10 member A-like
Exons: 9
Coding region: 693-1544 (283 amino acids)
Source: RefSeq, a predicted model, not a curated record